Messenger RNA from Orbicella faveolata, 1502 nucleotides. RefSeq names its product cullin-associated NEDD8-dissociated protein 1-like. Gene Ontology annotation, biological process: SCF complex assembly. NCBI's taxonomy places the organism in Eukaryota, Metazoa, Cnidaria, Anthozoa, Scleractinia, Merulinidae. The record is from RefSeq and is a predicted model, not a curated record.
AGAAAAAAAGCUCCAAGCAUGCUUGGCUUUUUCCCCUGGUUUUUACCCUACCUUUACUUUCAUUUUUCCUCAGCCUCAACCGAUAGACAGUCAGCUCAGAGGAUGUAUAGGAGACUUUCUCAGGACAGUUCAGGACCCAGAUCUGAAUGUUCGCCGAGUGGCUCUAGUUACAUUCAACUCUGCAGCUCACAACAAGCCGAGUCUAAUCAGAGACCUGUUGGAUCAAAUACUUCCUCAGCUCUAUAAUGAAACUAAAGUCAGGAAAGAGCUCAUCCGAGAAGUUGAAAUGGGUCCAUUCAAACACACGGUGGAUGAUGGCUUGGAUAUCAGAAAGGCCGCGUUUGAAUGUAUGUACACGCUUCUCGACACGUGCCUUGACCGGCUGGACAUCUUCGAGUUUCUUAGUCACGUGGAAGACGGGCUUAAAGAUCACUAUGAUAUCAAGAUGCUGACGUUCCUGAUGCUAGUGAGGCUUUCGUCGUUGUGUCCAAAUGCUAUUCUACAACGUGUGGAUAUCCUCGUGGAACCUCUACGUGCGACGUUACAAACUAAGGUGAAGGCAAAUUCAGUUAAACAAGAAUUCGAGAAACAAGACGAGCUUAAACGAUCUGCGCUCAGAGCUGUGGCUGCGCUGCUGUCGAUUCCGGACAGUGAUAAAAGUCCAUUGCUCAGUGAAUUCCUCGCACAGAUCAAGUCCAGUCCCGAGUUGUCCUCCAUGUUUGAUUCCAUUCAGAGGGAUGCCGGCUCCGCAGAGUCCAUGGAUACCAGCUGAAUAUCCUGACCUUGUGUGACGAUAUCAAACGACAAAGGAAAAAAAAACAUUAAACAAAAACGAUAUCCCGCUACAGGGAGAUGUAGUGCAGUAUCGUGUUCAAACGAUUCGUAAUUCUCUCUGCGCAAAGGAAAUAAGGCUGUUGAAGACUGUUGUAAUUCGCCUGACUUGAUAACACUUGAGCCAUUUUAACUCUUUCAGUCCCAAGUUGAAAAUGUAAAUUCUCCUACUCUCAGCCAUACAGUUCUUUUAAUAUCAGUUCAGAGAAUUUGAUUAUACAUCAAGGCUAUAUCACGUAGUUGAUGAUUUUCUUUGUUCUCAUCACCUGUUUAAUGGAAAUGUAUUGGUGAUUUAAUGAGAAAUGAGAGUUUGAUCAUUCCUGGGAUUUAAAGGGUAAAGAAGCUAUGUCACGUUACAGCUUGCGAUGUUAAACUAUUAAACUUUAAAUCAAAGCAGACUGAAAAAAUAUCAGUUUAUUAUGGUAGAAAAACACUAAAGAGGUAAUAAGUAAACAACCACCGCCCCCCCCCCAAAAAAAAUGGCUAGUGUUGAGAAAGACUAAGAAUUUAAGACGAACCUGAACAAGACAAAUGCGUUAAUUUUUCAAGUUCUACAAUUCGUAACGUAGCUCCUUUUAUCCCCAGCCCUGAUCAAAACCACCUUUCUCCUUACCUUUGUAAUGAAAUUUUCCACCAAGCAAGUCAGGGGAAUAAAGCAUAUCAUCACUUGU